This is a messenger RNA of Amoebophrya sp. A25, 763 nucleotides long. The record is from the annotation of a GenBank genome assembly. NCBI's taxonomy places the organism in Eukaryota, Dinophyceae, Syndiniales, Amoebophryaceae.
GUUGAUAUGGUAGAACAACGAAGGUGCUCGUCAUAGCCAAUUUAGGAGCGUUUCUUGUGCUGUCGUCGUCAUUCAUUCACUCCAUCUGGGGGCCGCGCAUCCUACACGCGGCGCACUUGGGACGCCAAGUGUAAUGAAUCCACAUUCCACCAAUCCACUCCAUCAAUUUUAUUCCCCACCCUCCUCUCCCUUUUUGUCCUUCAUUCACCCUAGCUCACCGUUGUUGUGCUCGUCUCCGCCGGCUACAUCGUCUCUCACAUCAAUCAACUCCACACGUUCGCACGAUGACGCAACUGCGUGUGGGCUAGACUGAGUGUCUGACUGCACUAGCAAAAUAACGCUCCUAAGUCUUAACGUCAGCACCUUCAUAAUGCUCACCAAUACUUGCGCCGACUUGUUAUUGUUCUCCUUCUCACAAUUUCUACUUUCAACGAAUUUCUUUUCGUUUUCGCGUAUUCUUGAAUUUCUAGUUUUGUCCCUAUUGUGUUGUAAUCUUGUCCUUGUGAUUUUCACCUUUUCCUUUACUGGUACCUUAAUACGAAAUGUUUAUAAUAACAAGAAUUAUAAAUGAAGAAGGUUAAAACACGACUCACACAGCUAUGGAUGGGAUUCGUCUUUCUCCAACACAUCGCAGGACUAUUGACCGAGUUUUGGUCUUUGUGGCUUUAUGGACAGCGAUUCGUGUGCCUUUCGCCGUGGCUUACCAGAGCCGCGUGCCGGGAAUGCUAUCCCUGUUCCCCAGCGGCUCGUUCACCGUCUUCAU